UCGCCAAAAUCGCUCGCCCGCGGCUGCGAAUUCGUCCAGGGACCACUCCUAUUUAAAGCCUCUCCGUUCGCCUCCGAGUUCUCUCGCAUCCAUCUCUCGCUAGGGUUGCCGAUUUCCUCUGCCGCUCUCUCUCUUAAUCUUGUUCCGUCCUCUUCUUUCCCAUAAGACUUCAGAGAUCGUUGGGGUCUUCGGGUUCUUCGCCGCCGUCGUCGAGACAGAGUGUUUUGUCAUUGAAAAGAGGUGUGAAUGUUUUAAUGGAGUCUAAAGGUGGUAAGAAGAAGUCUAGUAGUAGUAGUUCAUUACAGUACGAAGUUCCCCUCGGCUACAGCAUUGAAGACGUUCGACCUCACGGUGGAAUCAAGAAGUUCCAGUCUGCUGCAUACUCCAACUGCGUGAGAAAGCCAUCAUACCCACCACCUGUCUCGCCAAUCGGGUUUGAGGGCUAUGAGAAGCGCCUUGAGAUCACUUUCUCCGAGGCGCCCGUCUUUGUGGAUCCCCAAGGCCGAGGCUUGCGUGCCCUCUCACGGGCACAAGUUGACUCUAUUCUGGAUCUGGCACGGUGCACUAUCGUGUCUCAGCUCUCAAACAAGGACUUUGAUUCUUAUGUGCUUUCUGAAUCAAGCCUUUUUGUCUAUCCAUAUAAGAUAAUCCUGAAGACCUGCGGGACAACGAAGCUCCUACUGUCCAUUCCUAGAAUCCUCGAGCUGGCUGAGGAGCUUUCGCUCUCUCUUCUGUCUGCAAAGUACUCCCGCGGGACUUUCAUCUUUCCUGGUGCCCAGCCAUCUCCCCACCGCAGCUUCUCGGAGGAGGUUGCAGUCCUUAAUCAGUUCUUUGGUGACCUCGGUUUGGGUGGUAAGGCUUAUGUGAUAGGCGAUCCAGCAGUGCCCAACCGUAAGUGGCAUAUAUAUUAUGCAACCCAGAAGCCUGAACUGCCCAUGGUUACUCUUGAAAUGUGCAUGACUGGACUGAACACUGAGCGGGCAUCGAUCUUCUUCAAAAAUUCAGGGGACGGACAUUCUUAUUCUGCUAAGGAGAUGACAAAGCUCUCUGGAAUUUCUGAUAUCAUCCCUGAAAUGGAGAUAUGCGACUUUGAAUUCGAUCCCUGUGGGUACUCAAUGAAUGGGAUCCAUGGCCCUUCUCUCUCCACAAUCCAUGUGACCCCGGAGGAAGGGUUCAGCUAUGCUAGUUAUGAAGCCAUGGGGUUCAACCCUGGCUCAUUGGUGUACGGGGACUUGAUCGAGAGAGUUCUCAAGUGCUUUGGCCCUUCUGAGUUCUCUGUUGCGGUUACUAUCUUUGGUGGGCGCGGGCUAGCAGGCAUGUGGGGGAGGAAGGUGGAAUUAGAUGGCUAUGCCUGUAAUGAUCUGGUGGAACAGGACCUGCCAGGUGGUGCUCUGCUGAUGUACCAGAGCUUUUCCGCUUCUGCUGUGUCGCCAAGAUCCAUCCUGCAUUGCUGGGAAGGAAAUGAUGUGGAGAAAGCUGGCAAUGAUAAGAAGAUGAGAUGCUGCUGGGAAGACGAGGAGGUGGAGGAGGAGAAAGAUGGGAAAGAUAAGGAGAUGUUCUGAGAGGAUGGUUAUCGUAGUGAAAGCGAGCUUUCUAAAAUCCAGUCGUCGUGUGUUCUUGUGUUCCUUUUGGCUUAUUUAGUGAAGCAGCCAGCCAGUCUAUUUUGUGUUUGCUUAUGUUAUUGUUAUGUGGUAUUCGAGUUUCUUAAAGUGGUAUGUGACUUCAUAAGAGCUCUAGGUGGCUAGCUAUGUCUGCCACAAUGAGCAGUCUGAUGUUUGGUCUCGUAUCUGGACCUUAAUAAAUUUAUAGAGCUUGAAUAAAAAGUUUUGAGGUUGGUUACUUC
This is a messenger RNA of Phoenix dactylifera (date palm), 1843 nucleotides long. RefSeq names its product S-adenosylmethionine decarboxylase proenzyme-like. Gene Ontology annotation, biological process: spermidine biosynthetic process; spermine biosynthetic process. Gene Ontology annotation, cellular component: cytosol. Gene Ontology annotation, molecular function: adenosylmethionine decarboxylase activity. The record is from RefSeq and is a predicted model, not a curated record. NCBI's taxonomy places the organism in Eukaryota, Viridiplantae, Streptophyta, Magnoliopsida, Arecales, Arecaceae.